GGAAGGGAAGGGAUAAUGAGUAGCAGGCUAGCACAGCGAAGCCAUUAAACUGCGCGUGUGCGUGUGUGAGAGCGAGUCUGAGAGAGAUGGGGUUGGUCUGGUUGGAAGCAAUGUUACCGUUAGGGAUCAUAGCAGGCAUGCUUUGCGUGAUGGGAAAUGCUCAGUAUUUCAUCCACAAGGCCGCCCAUGGCCGACCGAAGCACAUUGGGAAUGACGUUUGGGACGUGGCGAUGGAGAGACGGGACAAGAAGCUCAUGGAGAUUAUCUCUUCUCCUUCCGCUUCUAAUUAGCCACUUUGCCUUGGUGGACUAUAUUAAAGGGCUCACUAUAAAUUUUAUGAUAUCCAAGCAGUGAACUUGUUUACAAACUCUGAAAUUGUAGUUCUUUUUAGCUAUGUGUCGCACUGUUGUUUAACGUCCUGAACAAUGUAUGGAAAAUGUCAUUAGUGAGUUUAAUUAUUGAUGGGCGAAAGUGGUCUAUGACAAAUGCCUAGAUGGUGUCUCAAUUCUAGAAUUUUGUCAUUAACGUUGUAAUCAUAUUUUCAUAUUUCAAUAAUCUCUGCUUGGAUUUCAUUAUCA
Molecule: messenger RNA, 578 nt
Organism: Olea europaea var. sylvestris
Lineage: Eukaryota; Viridiplantae; Streptophyta; Magnoliopsida; Lamiales; Oleaceae
Product: NADH dehydrogenase [ubiquinone] 1 alpha subcomplex subunit 1
Exons: 3
Coding region: 87-290 (67 amino acids)
Source: RefSeq, a predicted model, not a curated record